AUGCCUUCGCUCAGGGCCCGGCGGAGGCUCGUUUGCUUCUACUGCGGCCGCCGCUCGAGUCUCUACUUCGAGGGCCAGCCCAAGUUCAACUGCACCAGCUGCGAGGCCACCAACUGGCUCGACAAGGAUGGAGAAAUCACAGACCCGCCUACCGUCGACAGGACUCCCGUCCAGUAUGCCAUCCCUCGCAAGUCCCGCGCCUCGACGUCCCCUCCGUCAGCCUCGCCCAGCUCCCCACUAGCUUCCCACGACUCGCUCUUCUGCGCAACGUGCCUACGCAACCAGCACAUGCUCCGCAGUUCAUUGGCCCAGUUCGAGUGGCCCGAAGACAGCACCGGCGCAGAGUACCUCGCUCGCGAGAAGAAAUACCACCUGCUCCGUACGGACCUCGAGAGGCGAUACCCCCAAGUCUGCGCAGACUGCGAGCCACGGGUCGAGAAGCGGUUGCACGAAGCGAGCUAUACCGCCCAGACGGACCACCUCAAACGCAUGAUCACCAAGACCCGCUCACAGCGCGCAGAGGUCAAGAACUGGAGCGUCCUCGACUUGCUAGAUGUUGGCGGGAAAUGGGCGUGGCACGGGAGCUAUGUGUUGCAGUUCGCAUGGCAUGCAGUGAUGCUCUGCGGCUUGCUUGCCGAUGGUGUGGCUGCAGCGGAGACAGAGUCAGCCUGGGCCAUGUCAGGAGCGCGCAUGUUGAGACAGGUGACCAGGUCUUCUCUUGGCUCACAACGCGUCUUGUCCUUGGCCAUCCAGAUCGGCCUGUGCUCAUUCCCUUGGAAUCCACGGUUCAAGCAAUCAAUUCGUGGUUUCACCGCUCAUAUCAUUGGAUUUAAGCAGUGGUACACGUACCAACUGCUUGCAGUCCUUGUGAGAAUGGUGUCGCUGUCCGCAUCGCAGUAUGCCCAGACUCAUGGCAUAACACCGUCGGCACAGUUGGGAGCGCAGGUAUUCCUAACCAUUUUCACCCUAUAUGUCUAUCGGAUGGCACCUGGCUCCAUUCGCACAGACACCACGCCACUAUUCAGACGACCGCAGAAGCAACAGGGGCCCACGCCCAAAAGGCCUGCGAGAGCAGUCGCUGCUCACCAAGAACCCAAUAGCCUGGGCGAUGUUCUUGACGAUAUACUUCAUGAGCCAUCAAGGCCAAGUUUGCCAGACGAUGACGAUGACCCAUCUGACCUGGUCUUCAACCCUCAAAGACUACCUUCGAGAUCGCCCAAUGGCACUCCUUUCGGACAGACUCAACGAUCGAAUCUUGGCGGGAACCUGAUGGACAUGUCUGGCCUGUCUGCGAAUAUCCAGGAGGCGCCUCCUGCUGUUCACUACGAUGAAGAGAUGGACUGGUCCCCAUCUACUUCGCAGCAUCGAGCAUUCAGCACCUACAACUCGUACAAUGUGAAAAAUCCCAAUCCACGAUUCAACGAUAUUCCUGUUGAACCAAAACCAGGGCCAAUAUGGUACAAGGUACCGCCGGCACCAACCAAUCCAGCCCAGCGAUUAAGGAACCCUCCCUCGCGGCCAACGAUAAGAGAAACACUGAAGCCCCAAAAGGAGACCAGCAUCUUCACUCGCGACCACAACAAAAAGCCUGUGCAGCUGGGAUCACCAUUCGUGGAGAAAGCGUCGAGCCUCAACAUUGCAGAACCAAAGUUCUACGCCCCAGAAGCACGGAACGACCCCAGGGACGGGCUCUCAAACAUGUUCGCGUCUUCAUUUAGCAUAAGUCGCGGCGAGGAGCUAGACUCGCAAGGGUCAGCCACAACGCGCACGCCUGGCGCGCACCAGAGCGCGCUUGGCCGGAAGCGACUGACGGCGCGCUUGCCGGAACUCGUGGUCGUCUUUGGAGCUGCUUAUGCUUGGAACACUGCCGCACAGAGCACCGAGACUUAUGGCUCCACCGUCGGUCUCGCAUCGCUUUGCGCGGCUCUGAUGGUGUCUCUGAGGCUCACGGCGGACUUGCUCGUGGACCACCAGAUCCGGCAUGGACCGCAGGCAUCUCUGCUUCGGCCGUCCUGGGCGACUGUCGGUCUUGUCCAGGUCAUCGGCUGCCUCGCUCUGCUCACCCUCGUGUGGUCAGGCAACAACUCUGGACUUGCUAGCGCUUCAGAUGUCGUGCUGUACGGCAAUGUGUUGUUUGGCGCAGUCGUUGCUCAUCAUCUUGUCCAUAUUGUAAUGUGA
This is a messenger RNA of Microdochium trichocladiopsis, 2178 nucleotides long. RefSeq names its product Ima1 N-terminal domain-containing protein. Gene Ontology annotation, biological process: nuclear inner membrane organization. The transcript has 3 exons. Bases 1 to 2178 code for a protein of 725 amino acids. The record is from RefSeq and is a predicted model, not a curated record. NCBI's taxonomy places the organism in Eukaryota, Fungi, Ascomycota, Sordariomycetes, Xylariales, Microdochiaceae. Gene Ontology annotation, cellular component: mitotic spindle pole body; microtubule organizing center attachment site; chromosome, centromeric core domain.